This is a messenger RNA of Lytechinus pictus (painted urchin), 309 nucleotides long. Its product is annotated as RNA-binding protein cabeza-like. The record is from RefSeq and is a predicted model, not a curated record. Bases 1 to 309 code for a protein of 102 amino acids. The transcript is spliced from 2 exons. NCBI's taxonomy places the organism in Eukaryota, Metazoa, Echinodermata, Echinoidea, Temnopleuroida, Toxopneustidae.
AUGUGUGUUAUCCUUGUUGGUGAUGAUGGUGGUGGUGGUGGUUAUGAUGACAAUGAUUGUGGUAGUGGAGAUGGUGGUUAUGAUAAGGAUUGUAGUGGAGAUGGUGGUGGUGGAGGUGGUGGUCAUGACGGUGAUUGUGGUGUUGGUGGUGGUUAUGACGACAAUGAUUGUGGUGAUAAUGGUGGUGGUGGUUAUGAUUGUGGUGGAGAUGGUGGUGGUAAUGAUGACAAUGAUUGUGGUGGUGAUGGUUAUGACGACAAUGAUUGUGGUGGUUAUGACGACAAUGAUUGUGGCAGUGGUGGUGGUUAA